AUGGCAACUCCCUCGUCGUCCACCACGACGCCCUCACCGCAACUUAGGUUCCUCCAGACCAGCGCGGCCGCCCCUCCUGUCGCCGCCAACAUAAAUACGACUGUCACCGCGAACGACAAGGAGGAGAGAGACCGAGCUGUGGAGAAAUUCCUCGCUCGAGCUGAGAUCGCGAAGCUCACCCGCGGGCUGCGUACCCGGCUCUCGUAUGCCUCAUACAAGGCAACGCACAACGUGGCGCACAACACGCUGCCGGAUCUUGAGGCGCAGUCGCAAAGCCAAGGCGCGAACACACGCAACGCGCAAGGCAGGACCGCGGGCAACUACUACAAUAAUCCCGCGACGCAAGGCAACAGCGCGAUGUCGCCCGGCACGUCGGCGAGGGCAGCACCGCGUAAGGGUUCGAUGGCGCCGCCACCACCCGUGACAGCAUCUGCGACGCAGAGUCUGUUCGCGUCGAUAUUGGCGCCGCCGCCGGCGAAGCGCCCGCGCACUAUCCAUAAUCCCCAAGAUCCGCCAGUACCGGCGCCGACACGGAUGACCGGUGCGCCUUCUCCUCUGCACAAAAGCUCGAAGACGCGAGUAGCAGAGGGAUCGCAGGCGAAGUCAAAGGCGCGGAAGCCGGCCAGAGGUAAAGGGAAGGGAAAAGAACACGCGAACGCGCCGGCCAGGGCGGCUGCAGCGAAUAGUGCAGAGGUGGACGUGGACAUGCAGGUGGCGGCGACGCUCACCUCGCUGAUGCUGUCGCGCCAGUCCAUCCCUACGAACGCGUCGUCCCCGCGGUCGAGCCUCUCGGCUGGGUCGGAUGCAGGUUCGACACAGUCGUUCUCACAAUACGCGCAGAGCUCAGCACGGACGGUCACGGCUGCGGCGUCCACGUCGGCGCAAGGACGGCAGAGCACGCCUGCGCCGGGUGGAAGACAGCGGCGCGAGCUGUCGCGCGACAGAGGGCGUGGCGAGGGGCAGUUGACGCCGAAGCCGCUGCACCGUGUGGUCAGUCGCGUCGGCGCCUCGGACACACCACAUCAGCCGAGUGACACUGAGGCGGCGGAUCUCAUGCUCUUUCUAGCUACAUCGCCGUCCCCAGUGCGCCCGGCAGUCACUCGGGAUGCAAGGGACGUCGCAUUUCGCGGGCUGGGAGGAAGUUCCUUGAAAGGACGCGCGUUGUUCUCAUCCCUUAGCGGAAAUCCCUCGCUGGACGCACAAAGGCCUCUCCGCAGGGAAGACACUGGUAGCUUUGCAUCCAGCAUUACAGCCGUCAAUGACUAUCCGGACGCGAUACCUGGUGAAGGCGCGAAUAGGAAAUUAUCGCGCUCACCGCCUCCGAAAUUGGGCGUGUCGCAGGGUACUGAUAGCAGUUUUCUGGAUGUACCAAUGGAGCCCACUAUUACACCCCCAACACCCACCGACCACACCGCAGUACAGUUGCUUCCAGCCCCACAAUCGCCCUUUCAGGAAGAUCGCUCACGUACGACCAGGAGCCCUACCUUCACGGACCGCCCGUCAUCUGCAGCACUCAGACCCGGCUUUCCUCCGCCCGACGGCAAGAAAGUCGCCUCGCCUCCGCCCUUCUACAUAAGCGACUUUGUAAACGUGUCGCCUUCACCUGCCGCGGGUGCGGGACCACAAUCAAGGCAUGGUACAAGCCUCUCGGUGGACAUUGGUGGGCGGCGAUUAUUCGACGACUCCCGUGGGCUGAACGGUUCUGGAAGGCGUACAGAUAGUGCUACGGGGCGCAGAAGCGGAUUGGGGACCGGAAUUGAUCUGGUCAAGAGCUGA
Molecule: messenger RNA, 1776 nt
Organism: Sparassis crispa
Lineage: Eukaryota; Fungi; Basidiomycota; Agaricomycetes; Polyporales; Sparassidaceae
Exons: 2
Coding region: 1-1776 (591 amino acids)
Source: RefSeq, a predicted model, not a curated record